This is a messenger RNA of Saccostrea echinata, 4253 nucleotides long. RefSeq lists its product as uncharacterized. Gene Ontology annotation, molecular function: translation repressor activity; ubiquitin protein ligase activity. Gene Ontology annotation, biological process: negative regulation of translation; protein polyubiquitination; proteasome-mediated ubiquitin-dependent protein catabolic process. The transcript is spliced from 10 exons. Lineage: Eukaryota; Metazoa; Mollusca; Bivalvia; Ostreida; Ostreidae. Bases 304 to 3912 code for a protein of 1202 amino acids. The record is from RefSeq and is a predicted model, not a curated record.
AACUUUAGAAAAGAAGAGGAUAUCAACAUUGUGCAGAUUCCUCAGGAUGUGCUGAGCAGUUAUUAAGAGGAUGAAGAAAUCACCACCUUACAGGACAAAGAAACAAGAUGAAAAGAACAAACUAGUGGUUACCAGCUAGAAGAAAUCGAUGUGACAGGUUUGAUUGAGAACACUUGGAGGCUGCUAUUCAUUGAGACAUUGUAAACAUUCAGCACCCAGUGUAAAGAGAAAUCUCCCUGACUGAAGAAAUCCACACGGGAUUCUGAAACCACAGGAUAAAGAUGAAAUAAAUGUCUGCUGUCAAUGAUGUAUAGAUUUGUGUUACAGAAAUCUCUCACAGUGACAGGUGUUAGUGAUUGUCGUCACAUUUCCCGUGUAUCAUCAGACCGGGUCUGGAUCAGUGAUAGAAACAAUCUCAUCUUGACAAACACAGCAGGUGAUAAACUACAUCAUCUGACAGGUAUACGUUGUUAUUAUGGAGUACACACAGUGACUCGGGACGGUGAUUUAAUUUAUAUAGACAGUCACAGUAACAUCAACAAACUGUCUACAGAUCACAGAGUAAAGUCUACAUUAAUAAAGUACACAGCACCAUGGGAACCACGGUGUGUCUACAGCUCCCCCUCCACUGGAGACCUGCUGGUCGGGAUGUAUAGAUAUGAUACAGAUACAGCCAAGGUAAACCGUUACAACAGCACAGGACAACACAUACAGACCAUACAGCACAACAACAAAGGUCAGGGACUAUAUAGUGAACCUCUCUACAUCACAGAGAACCGCAAUGGAGAUGUUAUUGUGUCUGACUUUGGCCAUCGUGCUGUAGUGGUGACAGAUGGUGUAGGUAGACACCGCUUCUCCUACACAGGACCUCCAUCAGGAUCAGGACUAGAACCACGUGGAAUCUGUACUGACAUGCUGUCACAUAUCCUGGUGUUUGAUCUUAACACCCACUCAGUACAGAUACUGGACUGUGAUGGGAGAUUCCUGUCACAGAUAGAGAAAACACAACACGGGUUAUACAAACCAUGGAGCCUGAGUUAUGAUGACAACACUAACUGUGUCUGGGUGGGAUCAUUGAACAACAACACAGUGAACAUUUACAGACUUAUACAUGAAGACUCCCUGACCGAGUUUCUGAGGAAGGAGAAGACAACUGUUUUUCAUGCCAGAGGAAUACUUGUUGGGUGUACCGAGGCUGGAAAAACAACACUACUGAAGCAAUUAAGAGGGAAACGUCAAAAUGUAGACGUAGCAGUGUCAACCUGGGGACUAACAGCACUGCUGAAGCGACUAAGAGGGCAACGUCAAAAUGUCAGUGAAGUUACAGAGUCCACCAGGGGACUCCAAGUCCAUCAGCAUCUCUUCAUUGUUAAAGAUGGAAUUUUAGAAGUGGCUGAUGAUGACUCACCCUUAAAGACAUUUAUAAGGAUAAAUGCUGCAGAUUUGAAACCAGACCCGAGCAGUGAAGUUUCUGUCUCUGCUGCAAAUGAAAAACAUGACAAUUUGGAACGAGGAAAUACUGAUAAAAACAAUGAAGUAAUUUAUAGCAGAGAAGAAAAGAAAGAAAGAAAUAUUGAGUUGUCCAGUUCUCAAACUGAAGGCAAAGAAGAAAAGAAAGAAGAUAAUAUGGAAAUGUCUAGUUCACCAACUGAGGGCACAGAAGAAGAGACUACAGUAGAGACAAUGGCCAAUAUUCUCUCCUCAGAAGCACAAGCAAUGGUGAAGGAUGAAAUUUUUCAGAAAAUCUUGUCUGAAAAAGGAAAGUUACCAACAGUAAGCAUGCUGGAUUUUGCUGGACAGUUAGCGUAUUAUGCCUGCCACCAAAUUUACGUAACACCAAAGGCUUUCUUCAUCCUUGUGUUGGACAUGACUAAGAGGUUUGAAGAUGUUGUCAGUAAAGCGAAAGAUAAUCAAGAAGGAUCAAUCUUCUCUGUGUGGACUUACAAAGACUACCUGAAGUUUUGGAUUACCUCAAUCAAGACAUUUGGAGGCAAAAAGGCACCACUGUUUCUUGUUGUCACACACACAGAAAGAAAAUCUACAGCUGAAAUUAAGAAGUAUUUUGGGGAGUUUUGGGAAGCAGUUCCAGAUGAGGACAGAGAUUGGUUAAGAGAUUCUCUCAAUGAUCGUGAAUAUGCAGUGGGUCUAGAUGAACUAAAUGACAACUCGAAAAAAAUGCUUGAGUCAAUGAAAAUGUCCAUAGUUGAACUGUUUAAAGAUGAGAUAAAUACUAAAAUUGAAAUGCCUUCUUCAUGGGCUUUAAUGGAACAGUUAUUGUAUGAAGGAGCAUGGAAGGUUUUGUCCCUUAGUGAAAUCUGGAAGCUCAACUUAUCCCUUCCCCAUGAAUACCAAAUUAAAAGUGAUGAGGAAAUGUCUAUGUUUUUAAAGUGUUUCCAUGACAAUGGCCUUCUUUUGUAUUUUGAAGAAGAGAAAUUGAGGGAAAAUGCAGUGCUUGACAUUCAGUGGUUUGCUAAAGCUUUCAGCAAGAUUAUUGCUGAUGAAAACCAUAUCAAUAAAGACUGCAAAACAAAUUUAAUCAAGGAAUGGAAAUCCUUCAAUAAAAUGGGAGAACUUAAAGAUAAAGUAAUAGAUGCACUUUGGAAAGAUGAACCUUCAUACUUGAAACACAAAAGUGAAAUUAUGUCUUACAUGGAGAAGCUUCAAAUGCUUGUAGCUUUGGACUCUUUUGAGGCUGUAUCAGAAGAUGGCAUGUCAUGGUAUGUCCCAUGUAUGAACAAAAAGCAGUUUAAAGCUGACUUCUUUGAAGAUAAAUGGGAAUGCUCCUCCAUUUUGUGCUUUCGAUUCACUUCCUUUGCCAUGUUUGUGUUCUACAGACUGGUAGCAUACUGCAUGAGUUUUCUAAGAUGGAGUGCUUCAAUAGACGAAGACAAUGAAGGAAGUCCAUGUCUUUAUCAAACAGCAGCAGUGUUUGAUCACAAUGAACACACUGUUGUUGUUGGCAUAUCUAAUGACGAUAUCCAGUUGCAAGUAUUGAGAAUCACACCAUUGACUAUAGACAAGGACGUAUCAAAUGAAAUUGGAGAAUCCGUUGAAAAAGCCAUAGAAAAACUGACAGAAACAUUUAUCGGUACAAAAAUAUUCCACAGAGGAUACAAAUGUCAAAACGUUAUUUGUAAUGAAAAAGAUCUUUCUUUCACCCUUGCAAGUGAGCUCUCCAAUAUUAAAACUGAUAAAGACAUUCAGUGCAAGUGUCGACUGAAGGAGAAACACGUGAUAAAUGUACAAAGGACUCUGAGUUUCUGGGAAAAGAGAAAGUUGAGUGAUUCCAGUACUCCAAUGGCCUCUGGACAAGACCUGGGGGGUCGGUCUAGAUUUGCAAAACUUGGAAUGGCAAUGAAUGAUGUGUUAAAUCAGGCAUACAGAGAUAUACUAGAGAUGGAGGUCCUCCCUUCUGAUAUUGAGAGCAAAGCUAAAUCAUCUCCAGUUUAUAAAAGAUUGCGCCCAGAGCAAGAGCAUCUCUUGCUAGAUGCUAAACAUUUAGGAUAUAAGAACUUUGACAUUUCAUUAACAUACACAUUGAUCAGAAAUAUUAGUUCAAAGAUUCCUAAACCAACAAAAGGAAAGUGGGGAGAAGAGCCAGCAGCAGGAGAGGUGACAGUGGGUGAUGAUAUCGAGAGAAUUAGGUUAAUACGAAACAGUUUGACUGCUCAUGUGAGCUCAGCCUCCAUCCCUCAGACAGAGUUCGAUGACACCUGGUUGACGAUGUCAAAUAUCUGCCAAAGACUAGAAACCUUCACUGGAAAGAAAUACUUUGAUACCCUUAAGGAUAUUAAAACACUAACCUUGAGAAAGGAAGAUGAGGAUGCUAUUAUAAAGAAUAAAAUGCAAGAAUUUUUUAAGACAAUGAAAUCAAAUAUGCUUGAAAUUGAAGCAAUGCUCAAUCUUAACUAAAAUCUACAAACUAAGAGUUAUGGAUGUGGAUCUGGUUAGAUUGCUCAAGAAUUGUAAUUGUGGCCUGAAAUAGAAUUCACAAUCAAAUUUGAAUGAAUGCAUUCAAGGAAUUUGAUAUUUGGAACUGAGAUUUCUCAAAAACUUAAUUCAAGGUGUAGAACACGGGGUAGUUUCAAUUGAUAAGAAAUUCACAAUUGUUGGUUUACUGAUUUCAAUGAAUUCAAACUUUAAAGUGUUGUUGGUUACAAAAUACAAAUGUCACCUUACCUUUAAUGAGGAUCAUUUUUAAAAUAAUGAGUAUAAGAAGGUCAAAUUUCGAAAUAAUUUUGCUUAGAAGUUUU